AUGGAAGAAGUUCGUAUUUCAAUUAAACUUUCCAACCAACAACCGGUGAAAAUAACUUAUGUAAAAGAAACAUACAAAGAACAACUAGAAAAUCCACUUAGAUCUUUAAAAGUGAUGACCAACAGCCGAUGCGCUGCAGCCUGUACAUCGACGAAGGAAUGCAGGUCGUAUAAUUUUAGGAAAAUAGAUGACGACAAAUACAAUGCUGUUUGUGAAUUAAACGGGCCUAGCACAUCUCCCCCGACUCCUACAACUGAUGAAGUAAUAUAUUUCUUAAAAGCAGUUAAACCCGGCCCACCUGGAACCCCCGUCGUAUCUCUCCAAGGAAACACUGCUAAUGUUACCUGGAUACCACCCCAAGAUGACGGGGGCGUAAGGAUCACAGAUUACAAAAUUGAAAUGCGUAGUUCCAACCUUUACUCAUGGAUACAAGUAAACACAAACGAAUACAUCCCUGAUAACGGAUACUUGAUAAGAAAUCUAACAGAAGGUGUAGUUUAUGAAGUGCGUGUCCUAGCAGAGAAUGAGAUCGGCAUUGGGGAACCAUCGCAGCCAUCGCCAAUUUUCUCGUUUAGUAAACCCGGACCACCUGGAACACCAGUCGUAUCCCUUCAAGGAAAAACCGCUAAUGUUACUUGGACACCACCCCAAGAUGACGGGGGCGUAAAGGUCACAAACUACAUAAUUGAGAUGCGAAGUUCUAUCCUUUACACAUGGGUGCAACUUAACACAAACGAAUACAUCCCUGGUAACAGUUACUUGGUUGAGGAUCUAACAAAAGGUGUAGAUUACGAAGUGCGUGUCCUAGCAGAGAAUUGGGUCGGUAUUGGGGAACCAUCGCAGCCAUCAGCAAUCUUAACGUAUGUUUGGCCAAUUGUUGAGAAGAUACACUUACUAAACAGUCCUAUAUAUGAUCUAACAGUCACUCGGUUGGGACAUAUUGUUGCAACCUUUGGUGGCUCUACUGUGAAGAUAUUCGACAGCGCUUUCCAACAGAUCAAAGACCUCAACGUGAUCUUCAACUUUGUCACCCAAACAUCCGAGGGCGAGUUGGCCUUCACAGCUGGUGGCAAUAGGAUCGAUGUUUACACUGAGAAUGGUACACUGUUACGAUAUAUCACUAUUACCUCACCUGUUACAAGUUUAGCUGGUAUAGCCACACUUUCUACAGGUGAGUAUGUAGUCUUUGAUAUGCCAACAAAGGCAGUGUAUAUUGUGGAUCCCUCCACUGGGAAUAGCAACGCUAUUUUCCAGUCUGGUAUGUUCUCUGACGGAUUUAAUUAUAUAACGGUAGACAACAAUGAUCUCAUCGUAGUAAGUGACUCUCCCGGUAAUUUCAUCAAAGUGAUCAACACUGGUGGCGAAGAAGUUCUCAGCUAUGGCGAGUAUGGCCAAGGAGAAGGACAGCUUUUCGGACCCAGCGGCGUUUCCACAGACAGCAAUGGAUUCAUAGUUGUCGGAGACUAUUUUAACAAUAGAGUGCAGCUCCUCACACCGAAUGCAACGUUCGACAGCUUGCUCCUGACAGCUGCAGAUGGUAUGAACGGCCCAAAUGCUGUCUAUGUGAGCCAGGCAGGGCAAUUGCUUGUGGCAGAUGACAUGGGCGAUCUGUUCAUUGUUACUUAUUGA
Owenia fusiformis is the source of this 1629-nucleotide messenger RNA. NCBI's taxonomy places the organism in Eukaryota, Metazoa, Annelida, Polychaeta, Sabellida, Oweniidae. The record is from the annotation of a GenBank genome assembly.